Messenger RNA from Fonsecaea multimorphosa CBS 102226, 1086 nucleotides. RefSeq lists its product as uncharacterized. The transcript has a single exon. The coding region runs from base 1 to 1086 and encodes 361 amino acids. Gene Ontology annotation, biological process: basic amino acid transmembrane export from vacuole. Lineage: Eukaryota; Fungi; Ascomycota; Eurotiomycetes; Chaetothyriales; Herpotrichiellaceae. Gene Ontology annotation, cellular component: fungal-type vacuole membrane. The record is from RefSeq and is a predicted model, not a curated record.
AUGUUCCCGCCUCAACAGGGUGUCACGCUCGACAUCGAAGCGCUGUCCGGCAUCUGUGGCUCCAUCUCCAUCGCCUGCUGGGUGGUUGUCUUUUCGCCGCAGAUCAUCGAGAACUUCCGGCGCGGGUCGGCCGAGGGCCUGUCGAUUGUGUUUAUAGUCGUGUGGCUGGCCGGCGACGUCUUCAACAUCCUGGGAGCGGUCCUGCAGGGCGUUUUGCCGACCAUGAUCAUCCUGGCCGUCUACUACACCCUGGCCGACAUCGUGCUGCUGGGCCAGUGCUUCUACUACCGCGGCUUCACCCUGACCGACUACGUGAAGGAGCCCCAGCACGCGCAGAACGGCGAUGCCGAGACGCGGCCCCUGCUGCACAGCGGUUCCGUCACCCAGCCGCCGUCACGCGACGAGCCACAUGAGCGCUCGUCGUCCAUCUCGCAUCAUCUCCGCCGCCAUCUGUCGCAGGACGGCGCCCACCUGUCCCCCGUCACGCCGCUGAUCGACCCCCCCAAACCCACCGACCCGCCCGCCGUGCGCAACCUGCGACCGACCACCGCGUGGCAGGCGGCGCUGCUCAACACCUUUGCCAUCCUCCUCGUCUGCGCCGCCGGCGUGUUUGGCUGGUGGAUCGGCGCGCAGAAGCAGCAGCAGCAGCGCCACCACCACCACCACCAGCAGCCCCCCAAGCAACCGAUUGUUGACGAACCCCCGCCGCCCCUGGAAUUUGACGUGCUGGGCCAGAUCUUCGGGUACCUCUGCGCCGUGCUCUACCUGGGCUCCCGCGUGCCGCAGCUCCUGCUCAACUACAAGCGGAAAUCCACCGAGGGGGUGUCGCUGCUGUUUUUCCUCUUCGCGUGCAUCGGCAAUUUGACCUACGACAUGUCCAUCUUUGCCUACUCGCCCGUCUGCCAGCAACCUGGCCAUUGCCGGCCGGGCGAAGCGAGGUCGAUCUACCUGAGAUACAUUGCCGUGAACGCGAGCUGGAUCGCCGGCAGCUUGGGCACGCUGUUGUUGGACAUGGCCAUCUUUGUGCAGUUCUUCAUGUACCAGAAAGACGAGGCCGAUGAGACCGAGUCUGCCGUUGAGGAUUAG